This is a messenger RNA of Oryza sativa Japonica Group (Japanese rice), 1292 nucleotides long. RefSeq names its product choline-phosphate cytidylyltransferase 2. Gene Ontology annotation, biological process: CDP-choline pathway. The record is from RefSeq and is a predicted model, not a curated record. NCBI's taxonomy places the organism in Eukaryota, Viridiplantae, Streptophyta, Magnoliopsida, Poales, Poaceae. Gene Ontology annotation, molecular function: phosphatidylcholine binding; choline-phosphate cytidylyltransferase activity.
UUUAACCGUCGUCUUCUCCAUUUCCGUUUCGUGGUCCCCGUUUUCCCGCCCCCGCCAAAACCGCUGCCACGUCGUCGUCUCCCGCCAAAAAAAAAAAAGUAGGCUUUGGGAUCGCCGCCGGUGACGAUGAAGCCACUGAAGGACGCGGACGCGCAGGAGAAGGCGGCGCCGCCGCCGACGGAGUGGUACGACCCGCUGUCGUCGCCGGGGCGGCCGGUCAGGGUGUACGCCGAUGGCAUCUACGACCUCUUCCACUUCGGCCAUGCCCGCGCCCUCGAGCAGGCCAAGAAAUCAUUCCCCAACACAUAUUUGCUCGUGGGCUGCUGCAGCGACGAGAUCACCAACCUUUACAAAGGCAAGACCGUCAUGACUGAAGACGAGCGCUACGAAUCGCUUCGCCAUUGCAAGUGGGUGGAUGAGGUGAUACCAGAUGCUCCAUGGGUUAUCAAUCAGGAGUUCCUAGACAAGCACCGCAUCGACUACGUCGCUCAUGAUGCUCUUCCGUAUGCGGACACCAGUGGAGCUGCCAAUGAUGUCUAUGAAUUUGUGAAGGCCGUUGGGAAGUUCAAGGAGACGAAGCGCACCGAGGGCGUCUCGACGUCUGACAUCAUCAUGAGGAUCUUGAAGGACUACAACCAGUACAUCAUGCGAAAUCUGACCCGGGGAUACUCCCGCAAAGACCUCGGUGUGAGCUAUGUCAAGGAGAAGCAACUUAGAGUAAACAUGGGGAUCAGCAAGCUAAGGGAGAAGGUGAAGGAGCAUCAAGAGAAGUUUCACAGCGCGGCAAAGAUAGCUGGAAGCAAUCCUGUGGAGUGGAUGGAGAAUGCCGACCGUUGGAUCGUUGGGUUUCUUGAAAAGUUUGAGGAAGGUUGCCACAUGAUGGAAACCGCGAUUAAAGAUCGGAUUCAGGAGGGGCUGAAGAGGCAAAGCAGGUCGGACCCCAACCUUUCUGGGGAGGAUUCCGACUCAUAAUGGAUCCUGUAAUAUCCAGAUCAAACUGGGAAGAGAAAAAAUUGUGGAGAUCAUUUCUAGCCUUGUGUGAGAUUAGCCUCAUGUUGUAGGACAAUUAAAGUGACCGUGCAUGGUUUGUUUGUACCAAAAGGUUUUGUACUUCUGAGAACAAUAAUAAUAGUUCGUGCAAUUACUGCUCAAGGUUAUCUAUUUGCAUCUUGCACUGAUAAUCUGCAUGUUUUGCAUCUUGUACUGAAGGAUCAUGUGCGUAUCUAUGCCACAAAGGCACAAACUGAACUUUGUACAGUUUUCCUAGUUGUAUGUUGCAUCUGUUGGUAUCA